AAAUCCAAAGGGUGAUCCGGAAAGUUUAUUUCGCCAACCUCUCAAUUCAUCUGAGUCCAAUUAUCAGGAUACCUCUCCUUCCUCCGGCGAGUCUAUGCAAUCUAACAUACGGGCUUUCAAAAUUGUCCCGGGCGUGCAAGUGAAGCCCAACAAGAGGGCAAAAAAGAGUAAGCCGUCCCGAGACCCGGUCGUGACUGAACCGGAGCUUGGCACGACUGCUCCUGAUAGUUCUACCCAUCAACCGCCGCCUGAACCAGCCUGUGACAUUCCAGCACCAACCUCUGAUCCACACGCUGAAGACACUCUCAAUAGCUUUGAUAACCCGGAAGCUCCUAGCCCGGUCAAGACAGUUGAUCCGGACAUUGAGAUUCUGAAGACUCACUUUGUUGAGCCAGGGCGACCCACCGUUCUUGCCAAGUGCUCUGCUAAGGAGGAACUUCUGGAACGCCGAAAGGCCAAGCUAGAUAUUGCUGACUAUACUCAUUUGAGUAUUGGAGAUAUAGUCUCUGGCUAUCUCAAUCAAGUACAUAGCAGCCGUGACCUGGAAAUUGGCAUGGUGAAGCAACUAAGCAAAAAUCUGAGGCCACCAUAAGUCAAUUUGAGUCGGAGAUGACUGACCUGAAGAACCGCCUGGCUGCUCAAGAACUUGAAAUUCAAAAGGCCAACUCCAAAUUUGAAUUCAGUGUCUGUGAACAAGAGAAGCUGAAGAAGAAUUUUGAGGCAGAGAAGAAAAUUUGGGCUCAUGAAAAGGCUUCACUGGUGACCCGGGCUGAGACGGCAGAGGCAUUACUUGCAGAAGCAACAACGGAGCUAUCCGGCUUAAAACGCCAGAUAUCUCAAAUGGUCUCAACAAUCUUUGGUCCUAGGAGCACAAACCUCAAGCAGAACAUGUUGAUCAAGCUGAAGGCGGUUUAUACUCUUGUGGAGGAGCUCUACACCGGGUCACAACGUGCUCUGGCCAUUGUAGCUUUAUCAGAUGACGUUCCUCACCUCCUGCAAAACGUAUUGAAACGGCUUGCUUCACUACCUCAACGGAUCCAAGAUCUAAGGCGGGCGUCCGCAAGAGCCGGGGCCGUAGCUGCGUUGAGCCGGGCGUAAGCCUGGAUUCCGGAACUAGACCCGACCGACCUCGCUCUUGGAUAACCCAGUCUUAAAGAAGAUGGGAUCGUAUUUGAUGGACAUGACUUCACCGCCUGUGUAAAAGUUAUACGCCCUGUGGCCACUCUUAUUGGGAACGAUACUGAUCUUACCAAGUAUCAGCCGGGCUAUGACAACGAGAAUCGGAGAAUCCCAACACCUCCCUUUGAUGAAGUCAGCCUGAUCCCUCCAACUCGUAAGCAUACCUUUGCCCCUGAAGUGGACCCAGCCGGUUUAAUAGAUGAUGAAGCCGAAUUUGAAGCCUUGAACGGCAUUGACCGGGCCUCGUCAACUUUCCAGGACAAAGCAGCCGACGGAGAAGCGGAGCAGGAUAACCCGGAGCAUUCAAGCCUGCCAAAAGAGUGAAACGCCAGGUGUUUAUGACUUUGCAAAACAAUGCUUCAUUAUUCAGACUCGAGGAGUCUUGUAAUAGGGUAGAAAAACCUCUUCAAUUUUGUCAUGCCUUCGCGCAUGUUUAUGGCGCUUAAUACUUUCGUAAACCGCCAUCUCUAUAUAUACUUCCAACUUAUAUUGAUCUUUUAUCUUCUUGA
Molecule: messenger RNA, 1688 nt
Organism: Triticum dicoccoides
Lineage: Eukaryota; Viridiplantae; Streptophyta; Magnoliopsida; Poales; Poaceae
Exons: 5
Coding region: 95-592 (165 amino acids)
Source: RefSeq, a predicted model, not a curated record